ACCUGGGGCGUUGCAGACACCGCCCCCCGCGGCCAGCGAUAGGUCCCUCUCCACCUUGGCGACCUGCGGAGCGGGGCGGGGAGAGGAGACGCCGGGCGCGCGCCGCGGUCCGCAGGCUCGGAGGCGCGGCGGCGGGAUGUGGGCGCCGGGCGGCCCCCCGGGACCCGCGGGCUGGGACCGCCGCAGAGUGGGCGCGAGGCUGCGCGCGGCGCUGGCUGGGCUGCACGAGCUGCGGGGGCUGCGCGCUGCGCAGCAGGCACGAGUGCAGGGUGCCCUGGCCAUGCAGCCGGCGCCCGCUGGUCCCCACGGCCCCAGCGGCCAGGAGCUGCGGCUGGAGGCGGCGCUGGCCGCUCUGCAAGAGCAGCUGUCGCAGCUACGACGGCAGGACACUGGGCUGCAGACCCACCUGGACCAGCUGGACCAGCAGAUCAGUGAGCUGCAGCUGGGCGUGCACAGGUCUUCUGUCGAGGUCCCUGACAGCGACAGCAGGCCCAGCUCAGGCUUCUACGAGCUGAGUGAUGCGGGCUCCUGCUCUCUGUCCACCUCCUGUGCCUCAGUGUGCAGUGACCGCCUGUCCCCAUCCCUGGGCAGUCUGCUGCCUGCGGUCUCCAUGGUCAGGCCCAACAUGGGGGACUGGCGACCUCGGUCUGCUGAUGAGACCACUGUGCCAGCAUGGAGACCCCAGCCCAUCAAAGAGAGUGGCAGGCUCCUGGACAGUGGAGAGGACACUGGCCAGCCCAGAGGCAUGUUCCGGCCCAGGCCAGUGUCUACAGGAGAUCUUGAACGGGUCCUCCCAGUGGACGUGGGGCUCCAGAGAGUUGACCAGGAGGCCACACCCCCCCCUCACCUCUGCCAGGGGAUGGAUGUGCCAUCCCCCAAGCUGGACCCCAAGUACCAGCGUGACCUGGUUUCCAGGGGGGGCCGGGAGGUGUACCUGUACCCCAGCCCCCUGCACGCAGUGGCUCUGCAGAGCCCCCUGUUUGCACUGACUAAGGAGACCCCGCCGCUAGAUGGCCAUUUGCCCCCCAGGAGCCCUCUUUUGGGCCCCAGGGCUCUGAGCACCACCCCAGCAGGGCCAGUCCUUGAGGCAGGCCCAGCUGGAGCUUACAUUGACAGGCUGCUGCGUCUGCGAAGCCAAGAGGCCGCGUCCAGGGGACCUGGUGGGGAGCAGGGACCCGCAGGACAUGAAGCAUCCCCAUCCCCCAAGAAGCCAGAUGCCCAGAGACUGGGCAGUGGAGGUCGGCCUUCGAAGCUGGUCUGUUCCCCAGGGAGAGGGGAUCUGGGAGUGGCAGCUCAGAGCAGGGCCAGCAGUGGAGACGGCCUUGGGCAGCAGGAGCCUGCACCCCUCCUGCACACCCAGUCCCCCAGACACCCCCGGGAAAAGGGCCCUGAGCCCUGGAGCCUCUGUGCCUUCGGGGAGACCUCUGUGGGCCCCUCUCCCUGCCCCCAGGCACAGCAGCCCCAUGGAGACUGCAGCCCAGGCAUCUCGUCCUCUUCUGGGAGCGUGGAGUGUGGAAGUCCCCCUAGGGCCCCAGGCCAUCUUGUCCACCCACCUUGCACCGCCAUCGAAGCCUCCCGGAUGGGGCUGAAGACGGGCCACCCCAAGACCAAGCCUGUGAAGGUCAGGACGAAGGCCAGUGACAAGAUGCCGAGGCUUGGGAACCAGGCGCCACUGCUGCCAGAGAGACCUUGGGGUGUCCACGCUGCCCCCCAGCUGUCCCCAGAGUGUGGCCCCACACACAGGCCCCAGGAGGGAGGGCUCAGGAGGAGGCCUGUGCUGGCUGGGGUUGCUCCUGGACGGUCCUGUUCUGAGUCCACUCUGUACCCUGUGCCCUUCUUCGUCCCCCUGUUGGUGGCCCAGCGGGAGAGCUACUGGGCACCGUCCCAAGCCCUGUCCUCCUUGGAGACAGCCCCACUUUGUACCGCCGCCAGGAGGAAGCAGCGCAGGUGGCAGUCCACCGUGGAGAUCUCAGCCGAGGCCCAUCUGGCCAGUGCUCAGGAGCCCAGCCUGGGGCCCGCGAGGUCCCCCGCCAGGAGAGCAGGUGGCCUACAGGCCCAGGGCCGGCCCACGCUGGCCCGCCAGGACGCCUGCUCCGGGAGCCAGUCGGACUCCGCGGAGUGCUCAGCAGAGUGCGCCUCGCUGCUGCAGUCCACCAUUGCGGAGAGCAGCGAGGAGGCGGCCAGCGACCACACUGCCAACCGCUUCGGGGAUGGGGAGUCCAGCAGCAGCGACUCAGAGGACUGCUUUCAGAGCCACAGCCGCCGCCUGGGAGUGGACGUCGCAGCUGCCAGGCGGGGGGAGCUGGCCUGGCCCCGGGCAGUCCCCCAGCAGCCCCCACGGGCCCCCAUGGGUGCAAGGCCUCCCCUACCCCCGGUGCCCAAGCUGUGCCGCAUCAAAGCCUCCAGGGCCCUGAAGAAAAAGAUCCGCAGGUUCCAGCCGGCGGCCCUGAAGGUCAUGACCAUGGUGUAAGGCAGGCUCCCUGAUGGCCCAUCCCUCUGCGUGGACAGGUGUGGGUUUGCAGGUUGGCUUCACUCCUGAGUGGCCACUGGAGGAGCCCCUGGGAGGCCUGGCCUUGGGAUAUGGCUGCAUGCUCUGUGGGGUGAUUUUUCUUCCCAGCAGACUCAGGAGAACUUUGAAGUCACAGAGGACACAAGUGGCCUCUGCCCCUCUGACGUCUCUGUCCUGUAGUCUAGUGGUUGCUUUCCUCCCCCUGACCCACUUCAGCCUAAGCCAUGCCUCCAGAGACCAUUACUGUAGGAAUGUGGCGAACUCUCUGCUGGUGCCCGUGUGAACUUGAGCUCAUGUUAAGCUCUCCAUGUGAAUAAACACCAGUUUGCCGUGGUCCUCGCACGGAGAAGCACGCGUCUCCUUGACCUGCAGCCUGGUCCCUGUGCGGCAGGCACCAGGUGCUCCGAGAGCGCCCUCCUUCCUGCGCUGGCCUGCAGGGCAGGAGAGACAUGGUGGGAGCAGGGUCCCCCUCGGGGCCCAGGCACUUCCUUUGGGUGUUGUUUUUUUCCAAAGAAAACUCCCCUCGGCCUCUCAAGGAGAAAGAUGGAGACUUUUUAACUGAGCUGCUCGGUGAGUGUCUCAGCCUGCACAGCCCACACCAAGCUUUGUCCUGGGCCAUCACAGGCUGCUCCAAAGUGCAUCCUGGCCCAGAGCUGGAAAAGGGGUUGGGGGCACCAAAGUCCUCACACUUCCGGACCCCCCUUCCUAAUUUUGGGAAGAAGCUCUUAAGAAAACUACUGAAAAUACUAGUAAAUUUAUCCCAGUUGUCAAAUAUUCCUGGAACAAGUAGGCAGCUAUGGGUGCAGUCUGAAGGGCCUAACAUUGUGAAAGUUGAUUUGCAUCUUAGAAUCCAGAAGAGGACCUCCUGUCCUUGCUGCAAGGCUUCCUGUGCCGGCCAUUCCAAGACGCACGGUCCAACUCUCAUCCUGUGGGCCCCAGGUGAUGGGAAACUGGCUUUGCCAGGACCUAGCCUGUGAGGCCACUGGCCCCUGGGCAAGUCCACAAGGUGCUCGGGGGCUCUGUGUCCCCAGCUGGGCAUCCUGGGGAGGUGGUGGCUCCUUCUGCUCACUGGACAUCUUCUGUAGCAUUUACUGGGGCUUUCAGGAAGCUUCCAGUGAACCACCUGGAAAGUGCACCCCUCCUGCUCUUUGUGAGGCGUGUCCUGUCCUGCAUCACCUGUCACUGACCAGGCUCCCAUGCAGGCACUGCAGAGGGGAGUGCAGAGGGUUUGGGAGGCUCAGCCUCUCUGCUCAUCUCCCUGGAGAGCCGGCCUGACUCCUGAUCAUUCAGGUGCCCCCUGCCCCAGCAUGCAGGCCUGUCCACAGCCCUGAAAACCAGCCAGAACACCACACCACCCCAAACCAGUGGGCAGAAAGGGUCCUCAGUGACCACAGUGCAGAGCAGCCAGGUGCGGCCUUCCCCUUGCCCUGCCCGCUGUGUGUCUGUCUGUCUUCCUCAGCAGCUUGCCCUCUCCCUGUCCACCCUCCUUCCUCUCACUCUCUACUGACUGUCAUUAAAGAAAAAUGUUCCAGGGACACUUACUAAAGUGGGCGAGGGAGACGCUAGGCAGGACCAUCCUGACAGGAUCAAGGACACUGCAGUGGGAUCCCCAGGAGGCAGGGGCUCAACUCUGAGCAGCAUGGGCCAGAGGGACGCUAUGGCCAAGCAGCAGGUGGGGGUCUCUGAACAGGAAAUGACCAAGAGGGGCAUCUGGGGUUGGGGACUGUGCCUAAAUCCCCCCACAGGAGUGUCCUGAGGGCAGACCUGGUCCUCAGAUUUCCCAUAGGGAGAGCCCAGUUGGACCUGCAAGGCAGGGGUUCUUAGGAACCCGACUCAACCAGCCCUUGCCGAGACCAGAUUUUACAAAGACACUCACUGGUGGGCUGGGGAAGCUCCAGUAGCCCACCACAGAGUGGUCUGAGGAUCCCAGUCUCUCAGUGGGGCCAACAGACAUUUUGAUUUCCUGAGCUGGACCCUUGCUUUCUGCUCUCAGUUACUCUCAAGGAGGUUUGGAGCAAGUGAAUGCAAUUCUUAUGAUUCCUAAUGGUUCCCCUGGCUGCGUGCCUGAUCCACCCUCAGCAGUGAGCAGGACCGUGCAGCCGGGGGACAGCCAGUGGCCAGUGUGUGGCCUCAGGCUGCUUUCACAACUGGGCUGAACCGACUUCCUUUCAUAAAUGAGGUUGACAGUAGCUUUGGGUUUAGAAUGAAGACCAAAUUGACAAUGUUAGACGUGGAACCCUGGUCUUCUGGGCUCAACAUGAGUGCCUUGAGCCAGGACAUAGCCUCCUGGUGGGGUGAAGAGUCCCCCAGGCUCUUAAGACACGUGGGCAGGCUGCAAUGCGCAGGCUCUGGGGCAGGUGUAAUUCAAGGAAGUAAUUACAUACUCACAACCAGGCACAGUGACCCAUGCCUGUGAUCCUAGGGACUCAGGAGGCUGAGGCAGGAGGACUGCAAAGUUCAAGGCCAGCCUGGGCAACUUAGUGAACAACAUUCUCAAAAUAAAAUAAAAAGGGCUGGGAUGUGGCUUACUGGUAGACGUCAUGCAUGGGUGAGGCCUUGGGCUUGACUCCCAGGACAGCCAAAAAACAAAACAAAACGGAAAACACAGUUACAAGUCAGAGCACCAGUGAUGGACGAGAAGCCCCUUGAGGCCAUGGGUGGAUGGUCCAGGGUGGACUCAGGGAGGAGUGCCCAGAACAAGCGUGAGCCGAAUGUUGCACAGGACACUGUCCAUGCAUCCAUCCGCCUGAGAGCAGCUUCUAGCCAGUGUGGUUAUCUUCCAGACAGACAUGGGUGGCCAUUCGCAGUGAGGAGACCCAGCAGGCAGGCUGUGGCCUGUGACAUGGGGACUCAGGGAGGCACCAAUGGGCGUACCCAGAGGCAGAGGAACUCACUCAUCCCUCCUGCUGAGAGCUGAGGGUUCAACUUCUGGCCCGUGAGAAAUGCUUUGUAGCUUCUAGCAUGAUUGAAAUAAAAUAUUUUAGCUAAAUAAAUAAAUAGAAACAAAGUGAGAAUCAAAGUAAGUAAGUAACCUCCACCUGCUCCCCUACCCCCACUGCUGCUUCCUUGAUUCCGCUGCCGCCAGCCUGAGAUCGCCUGGAGGUCUUCUAUCUGGUUGCUGCUGCCCAGAAGAAACCGUGGCCCCCAUGCAACUGAGGCCCACACUGCUGCUGACCCCCGGAGAUCGCCUGGUGACGCUGCCCCCACAGCUGCCAUUGUGGCUACCGCUGCUGCUGACCCACUGCCUGCUGCCAACAACCACUGCCACUUCCCCUGCCACCGUGGCCUAGAGAACUGCUGUGGGGAGACUCUGGGUUUGGCUGCAGGUGGCUGCACCCACUUGGGGACACCAGCCAGGGCCUGGGGCCUGGGUGCCAGCAGGUUUACCACCACAGGAGCCUCUGCCUGGGGACUCCAGCUGGGACCUGCAGGUCCAGUGGGGGUGCCUGCGGGUUUGGAGGAGCCUGGGGUCGUCCUGCUGAGGGAGCUGGUGGCCCUUGUCUUGCUGCUGCAUCUCGGGAUUGCUCCUUGGCAUGAGUGUGACCUGGUGGUCCCUCUGCAAGUAGCAGCAGCACUGAGGUCUUGGGACUGCAGGUGGCCGUGCCUGGGUGACUGAAGCCCAGAUCAGUGGGAUAGAGACUGGGCUGGGAGGACGGAUCUGGGUCUGGCGAUCCCGAGAGACAUCUGAGAGAGGGCUGAGAAACUGUCGAACACUGAGAGAGACAGUUCGACUUUCCAGCAAGAUUUAUUGUAUUUUAUUUUUUGAUCCACUAAUCUCUCUGCCAUAUUUGGAACAGGAUGUAUUUUAUGCAUCAGUGUGUGGAGGACAAGGACAUAUGAUUGGUGUUUUGCAGUUUUGUGGUAUUCUUAUGUCUUUAAUUUUUUCUGUUUGUAUUCUUCCUCUCUCUGUCUGUUUUCUUGGAUUUUCUUUCCCACUUUUCUCCAACCAACAGCCAAUCUCUGUCGGCUCCUCUUCCACUCUUCCUGUGAACAGUGUGUACUACACCACCUCUCUUCUCUCAUCCACCACUUGAAAUUGUAAAUCAUUUUAACAGAUAUUCUGUUUACACUAUAGACAGUUAUUGAACUCAUCAUUGUGGUUUAAUGAGAGAAAGCAGUAGAUGCCUUAGUGGGAGCUAUUAAGUUUAAGGCUAUAUAUUGUGUGCACUGGGUGCUGUUGAUAUUGGUCUCACCAGUAACAGUGAGGUGCUGGAAACCUCAGGGACACUAUAGGUCUUCAGGGUAGAACCUACCCUGCCUUAGAUCCAUACUUUAGAUGGGAAAACACACUAACAACAUGAAAAAAACAGGGGAAUAAAGUGCCCCAAACAAACCAAGAUGCAUCAACAACAGAAGGCACCGAUAAUACAGUAGAAGAAAUGUCCAAGAAGGAGUUCAGAUUGUACAUAGUUAAACUGAUAUGUGAAGUAUAAGGAGUGAAAUCAAAGAAAAAAUACAGGAAGUGAAAGACCACUUCAAUAAAGAGUUAGAGAUCAUGAAAAAAAAAAGAAAAAAAAUGAAAAAAGAAAAGAAACAAGCAGAAAUCAUCAAAAUGAAGGAAUCAGUAAUUGAAAUUACAAAUUCAACAGAAAGCAUCACCAACAGAUUAGACCACUUGGAAGACAGAACCUCAGACAAUGAAGGCAAAAUAUAUAACCUUGAAAGUAGAAUUGACCAUGCAGAGAAGAUGGUAAGAAACCAUGAACAGAACAUCCAAGAAUUAUGGGAUAACAUGAAAAGACCAAAUUAAGAGUUAUCAGAAUCAAUGGAAGAGCAGAGGCACCAAAGGAAUGCACAAUCUUUUCAAUGAUACAGUAGCAGAAAAUUUCCCAAACCUAAAGAAUGGAAUGGAAAAUUAAAUACAAGAGGCUUACAGGACCCCAAAUAUACAAAAUUACAGCAGACCCACACCAAGACACAUUAUAAUGAGAAUGACUAACACAGAGAAUAAAGAUAAAAUCUUAAAGGCCGUGAGAGAAAAAAUCAAAUUACAUACAGGGGGAAACCAAUUCGGAUCUCAACUCCUUUCUCAGCCCAGACUCUCAAAGCUGGGAAGUCUUGGAAUAAUAUAUUUCAAGCUCUGAAAGAAAAUGGGUGCCAACCAAGAAUUUUAUAUCCAGAAAAAUUAAGUUUCAGAUUUGAAGAUGAAAUUAAAACCUUCCAUGAUAAGCAAAAAUUAAAGAAUUCACAGCUAAAAAGCUACACUACAGAGCAUUCUCAACAAAAUAGUCCAUGAGGAUGAAGUGAAAAAAAAGUGAAAUCCAGCAAAGGGAGACUCUGCACUAAAGGGACAUUCAACAAGUGAGAAACUAAGACAAAUCCAGAAAUAAAUCAAAAACCAGAAAUUAAUCAAAAUGACAGGGAAUAGAAAUCAUAUCUCAAUAAUGACAUUGAAUGCUAAUAGCCUAAACUCAUCAAUCAAAAGACAUAGGCUGGCAGAUUGGAUUAAAAAGCAAGACCCAACAAUAUGCUGUCUUCCAGAGACUCAGCUCAUGGGCAAAGACAUCCACAGCCGAGGGUGGAAGGCUGGGGAAAAACUGAUCACUCAUAAGGAUUGCGUAAACAAGCACGAGUGUCCAUCCUCAUCUCAGAUAAAGUAGACUUCAAACCAAAGUUAAUCAGAAGAGACAAAGAAGGACGUUUCAUACUUCUUAUUGGAAGUAUAUAUAAAGCAGGACAUAACAAUUAUAAAUAUUUAUGCCCCAAACAAUGGAGCAUCUAUGUACAACGAACAAACCCUUCUCAAUUUCAAGAGUCACAAUCCAACAAUACUGAGGGACUUUAACACACCUCUCUCACUACUGGAUAGAUCUUCCAAACAAAAACUAAAUAAGGAAACAAUAGAACUAAAUAAUACAAUCAAUAAUUUAGACUUAACAGACAUAUAUAGAAUAUUUCAUCCAUCAAUGAGCAAAUAUACUUUCUUAUCAGCGGCACAUGGAUCCCUCUCUAAAAUAGACCAUAUCUUAUGCCACAAGGCAACUCUUAGUAAGUACAAAAAAGAGAAAUAAAAAAAAGCAGAGAUAAUACCCCACAUUCUAUCAGAACACAAUGGAAUAUAAUUAGAAAUCAAUGAUAAAAUAAAACAUAAAAGCUCAUGUAACAAAUAGAAACUAAAUAAUGCACAAUUAAAUGAUGAAUGCAUAGUAGAAGAAAUCAAGGAUGAAAUAAAAAAAUCUUAGAGGUAAAUGAGAACACUGAAACAAUAUAUCAAAAUCUCUGAGACACUAUGAAAGCAGUACUAAGAGGAAAGUUUAUUGCAUUGAGUGCAUUCAUUAAAAGAAUAAAAAGUCAACAAAUAAAUGACCUAACUACAUCUCAAAGCCUAGAAAAAGAAGAACAGAUCAACACCAAAAGCAUUAGAAGACAGGAAAUUAUUAAAAUCCGAGAUAAAUCAAUGAAAUUGAGACAAAAGAAACAACUGAUAAAAUUGACAAAACAAAAAGUUGGUUCUUUGAAAAAAAUAAAUAAAACAGAUAAACCCCCUGGCUGUGCUAAGGAAGAGAAAAAGAGAGAAAACUCAAAUUACUAAAAUACAAAAUGAAGAAGGAAAUAUCACAAAGGACAUGUCGGAAAUACAGAAGAUAAUUAGAAACUAUUUUGAAAAUUUUAUCUAGUAAAAUAGAAAAUAUCAAAGACAUCAUCAAAUAUCUAGAGACAUGUGACCUACCCAAACUGAGUGAGGAGGUCAUACAUGAUUUAAACAGAUCAAUUUCAAGUAAUGAAGUAGAAGAAGCCAUCAAAAGCCUACCAACCCAGAAAAGCCCAGGACCAGAUGGAUUCUCAGCUGAGUUCUACAAGACUUCCAAAGAGGAAUUAACACCAAUACUCCUCAAAGUAUUCCAUGAAAUAGAAAAAACUCUUUCAAACUCAUUCUAUGAGGCUAAUAUCACUCUGAUUCAAAACCAGACAAAGACACAUCAAGGAAAGAAAACUUCAGACCCAUAUCCCUGAUGAACAUAGAUACAAAAAUUCUCAAUAAAAUUCUGGCAAAUUGCAUACAAAAAAUGGGAUGGAUUCAAAUUAAAAAGUUUCUUCUCAGCAAAGGAAACAUUAAUAAUGUGAGGAGAGAGCCUACAGAUUUGGAGAAAAUCUUCACCACAUGCACCUCUGAUAAAGCAUUAAUCUCUAGCAUAUAUAAAGAACUAAAAAAACUUAACACCAAAAAAAAAAACCCCAAUCAAUAAAUGGGCUAAGGAACUAAACAAAUUGCAAAAUGGAAAGCAGUAUGGAGAUUCCUCAGAAAAUUGGGAAUGGAAACACCAUUUGACCCAGCUAUCCCAAAGGACUUAAAAUCAGCAUAGUAUAGUGAUGCAGUCACAUCAAUGUUUAUAGCAGCUCAAUUCACAAUAGCUAGACUAUGGAACCAACCUAGGUGUCCCUCAACAGAUGAGUGGAUAAAGAAAAUGUGGUAUAUGUGCUCAAUGGAAUAUUACUCAGCUUUAAAGAAGAGUGAAACUAUGGCAUUUGCCAGUAAAUGGUUGGAGUUGGAGAAUAUCCUGCUAAGCAAAAUAAGCCAAUCCCACAAAACCAAAGGCUGAAUGUUUUCUCUAAUAUGCAGAUGCUAAUCCACAAUAAGGCGGGGGGCACUAGGGAAGAAUAGCGUUACCUUAGAUUAAGCAGAGGGAAGUGAUGGGAGAGAAGGAGAGGGGAUGUGGGGUUAGGAAGAUAGUAGGAGGAAACAGACAUUAUCACUGUGUGCAUAUAUGUGACACGUGACCAAUACGAUUCUGCAACAUGUCCACUCAGAAAAAUGAGAAAUCACACCCCAUCUACGUACGAUGUAUCAAAGUGCAUAAAUGCAUCCUACUGUCAAGUGUAAGUAAUUAAAACAAAUAAUUUUUUUGAAAAAAGAAAGUAAAUAAUUACCGUGUUAGAGAAAACCCCUCACAUACUUUAGCACUUUCUACUGUAUCAUUUAUGAAAACAGAUGUGUUAUCUUCAGAAAUUAGAUUCAGGGACGCCACUGGUCCUUGGAAGGGCUUCCUCGGUGUCCACUUUGUGCCCAGUGCAGAGAAUCCUAGCCCUGCAGGACAGAGUCCGGUGUGACUGACAGCUGCUGGGUUCUUAGCACUGAGCUCCCAGAGCAUGGGAAGCCCCCAGGGCCCCCGACAAUUCCACCCGGUCCCACCUUUCCAUUAGCUACUUAACCAGCCAAGCUGGUGAAAAAUGGUCAAAAGUGGUGAGAUUCUCAUACGUCGCAGACUCCGUGGGCCUUCGAUGCAAGGCGCCCCAUUUGUGAUCAGUUUGCAAGACAUUCUUCUAGAGGUGAAGGUCUAGAGGUGUUCAUCCUGACUUCCUCCCCAACGUUUCACAGAGAGAACUGACUCCCAAGGCUUCAGACUGGACCCCCCUGGGCCCUCCUGGGCAUCGCAUAGACCCACCCCAGGCAAGUGGGAGCCGUGUGUCAAGGCGUGUCCACCCACACCAAAUGGCCGCUUGUGCUGAAGAGGUCAGGAAGGGCAGGGAACGGGUCCCUUUGGCCUCCCCUCACUAGGAGACAUCCCUCACUGCCGCUGCCCUAGUGCCACUUGUCUUCCUCGUGACUGGAGCAAGGUGGGACUAACAAGAGGUCCUGCUCCGUUCUCUCUUCCACUCAAUUGCAUUUAUUGAGCACCGGCUGUAUGCUGUAUACGGGUGAGAGCGCUUCUGGAAACAGUAUCCUUGUGGAAACAGGGGACCCGCUCUGGGGAAGCUCCUUAGAGAAGGCCUGCAGGCCGGAUGGGCUCAGAGCGGCAAGUGCAGUCCUUGCCACAGUCUCCUCAUCAAGAGCAGAACCCACAACGGAAUGAAGCGAGUCUGGCAUCAGCUCCAUCUCCCUCCGUCUGUGUACCCCUUCCCACUUCAGGACCUGCUGUGGAAUGUGUCACAGGCGGACGUCUGGUGGAAGCCCACUAGUGCGCAGCGACGGCCUUCGGGGGGGGGGGGGGUCUGAAGCCCCGGAGCCUGUGGUGGUGGGUGGGGCAUCCGGGUGUGGAGGGUGCACAGAGUAGGUGUGCUUGGGGUGCUGGGUGUGCACAGCAUAGGGCUCUGAAGCCAGAGCCCGUGUCCUGUGGAAGGCACCUCACCUAUGUCAAGCAAUGAGAAAGGCUCACUUGUUGUUUGUAAUUAUUUACUCACUUUGCCAAAGUUCCAACUGCUCGGCCCAGCGGAGGUUUGGGGAUCCAGGCUCGGGCAGACCCAGGUGCGCUCGCACCUGCCCACACAGGACGGCCAUGACGAGCCACAGCCAGGCACUUGGCUGUUCCUUUCCUUCCCUCCUGUCAUGCUGCAGCAGGGACAGCCGUCAGCCUGAGCUUGGCUCCGACUCGGGGUGCAAAGGGAAGCUCUUUCAGAACUGGCCUGGGCACGGGGCCCUGGCAGAACGCUCCUGUCUGCAGACCAUCCCAGACACCCACAGCCCCAAAGCUAAGGAGCCCGAGGAGGCCCCCCGCAGGGUCAGGACGGCACUGGCGGGGGCCGGAAAGGACGCGAAGGGGGCUGGGUGAGGUGUGCAGCCCCGUUGCUGAUCUUCGACCCAGGGUCCCCAGCACAUCUCUGUUGUCCCUGUGGUGCUCUGGGCUCUGUGUCCACAGGACCAUAUGCACAGCCCACUGCAGUGUCGUUUAUCACCCCGAAAAACAGCCAACCUGCUUCCUGGAGGGGGGCAGGGUUGCCCAAACUGUGGCUUGUCCAUGGCUCAGAAGAUCGUGCCGACAUUGGAGGGAGGAUUUUGGAUAUCUCAGUAAGAAAAUUAAAAUGGAAAAUGAUAUUCAAAAAUAUGAAAUGGCAGAGUGAAAGAUCAGAAUAGAAAACCGUGGUUACAUGAAAUUUCAGCUAAGAGAAAAUGUAUGCAUGUGAGAAAUGGUAAUAGAUUCACUUCAUCAGGGUGGAAAGUGCUUUUUGUUCUAGUUUUCUGCUUUUCUAAUGUUCUGCUUUUAUAACUGAAUGCUGUAUUUGAAUAAUAAAAGGGUGUUUUCUUUCGCAGCA
Messenger RNA from Marmota monax (woodchuck), 12478 nucleotides. It is a transcript of the gene Dact2, whose product is annotated as dishevelled binding antagonist of beta catenin 2. Gene Ontology annotation, cellular component: cytoplasm. Bases 137 to 2470 code for a protein of 777 amino acids. Gene Ontology annotation, biological process: negative regulation of nodal signaling pathway. The transcript is spliced from 5 exons. The record is from RefSeq and is a predicted model, not a curated record. Lineage: Eukaryota; Metazoa; Chordata; Mammalia; Rodentia; Sciuridae.